AAAAGAGUGCCUCUGCUAAGCUCUAAGGAACUUCAUCCAGCUGAGCUACAGAUACUCACUUCCUCUGAUCCAAGGCUUCUAGAGUCCCCAAGUCACCCCUGGUGGGGUGCCCCAAUGAUGGGCAGUACUUUCAGUCAAGGGACUGAAUACCCUGGGCAGAAGAGAUCCCACAAGCCCCUCUGUUUCCAUUCCAAGGCCAAGGGCAACCAUAUCCUAUUGAAUGACUGCUACUCCAGGGCAGAAAGGAUCUCUACCUUUCACGGUGGCAUUGUCUUUACCAAUCGUCCAGUCCAGCCUUAUGAAAUAGUAACCCUCAGGAUCCUGAAAAAAGAGGAUAGAUGGAAUGGCGGACUCCGAGUGGGGUUCAGCUGCCUGAACCCCUCCAAUAUCAACCCUUGUAUGCUGCCCCCUUUCAUCUGCCCUGAUCUAAUAGCCCAGUCUCUCACCUGGGCAGCUGUCCUGCCUGAUCAACUCAUUAAGAUUGGAGAUGUCAUCCACUUUUGGGUGAACAACUCAGGAAAAGUCUUCUUGAGGACCAAUGAAGUCAAAAAGUUUCUGUUAUUCGAUGGAGUGACUGCAAACUCUCCUCUUUGGGCUGUAAUGGAUGUCUAUGGAACCACAAAAGCCAUUGAGCUGCUCACUCCUGUUAAGAAACCUUUCAGUCCCAGACUUCUGACACUGGUGUUCAGAAAGCAACCUUAUGAGCUCUGUUUCUGCCUCCCAGCUGGAGACGAAGACGAGUGUUCUGUCUGUCUGUGCCAUCGCAAGAACACGCGGCUCCUUCCUUGUGGCCACACCAUCCUCUGCUAUUGCUGUGCCAAUAGGAUCUUCAGAGACACGGCCAGGUGCCCCGUGUGCCGCCGGGGGAUCGAGCUGUUCUACCUGCAGAACAAACCCACUGCAGCGGAGGCUCAGCAUUUCUCCCAGGGCUCCGCCGUCCUGGGGAGCACCAAGAUCAGCUAACCUCGGACUUUUGCUCGGAUCGCCCUCCCCAGUGCAUGCUGGAUAAAGAGACUGAGGGUGAUUUCUUUUGACGUUACCCACCCUGGCUCCUCCUCUUUCAUACCCUGGAUAACAAAGACUAAGCGUCAGAAGCUUGAACUGAAAUCCUGGCUCUGUCACUAACUCGGUGUGUGAUCCUGGGCAAGUCACUCGAUGUCUCCAAGCCUCAGUUUCCUCAUCUGUAGAAUGGAGAUGCUAUCUACCUCACACAUUUGUCCUACGGAAUGCAUAAAAUAAUGUACAUAAAAUAUUUUGUAACCAUAAAGAACUAUAUAUUUAGAAACUUUUGUAACUGUUAUAUUUUAUUUAGAAACAUAUAAGAGUGAUAGGAAGUGAAUCUAUUGGUUGAGCAACAAUAAAGCAGGAAGACACAGAGGUAAAUGACAGAAGCAUCAACCCUCUUGUAUUCCUCUCUCCUCUACCCUUUGUACCACCUUCCACCUUUCCCCUCCCCCCACACAUAAAGAGUAGUUAAGUAAGAAGCUGAGAUAUGGGUUGGAGAUUUAAAAAAUCUCUAAAAUGGAAGGGACCUUGAGGCAUUUAGUUCAACCCCCUACCUGAAUGUGUUAGGGAACUACUUCUCAUCAAGCUGUCAUAGCCCCCAUUUAGAGAAUUCCAGUGCUAGGGCACUUAACAUAGCCCCCAGCAGCCCUUUUCAUUCUCACAGCUCUUAAUUGUUAAGAGAAGCAAGGUUCCUCCUCCCUGAGAAUUUAUUUGAGGAGAAUUUCCUUCCUAGUCAAAAAAUACCCUCAGAGCAACCCCUCCACACAGUUGAAGUUGGUGGGUACCUGGGGGUAUCCUUUGGGGAGUCUGUCAUCCUUGAGCAGUUAUAAUCCCAAAGUAUCAGAUGAGGUCAGCAAUUCCCCUGAGAGAUAGGAAACCUAGGCUCUCUGAAACAUUUAUAAACUUGAACAGGACUGUUCAAUUGGUUGCUUGACACCAUUAUAUACAGGAAACAGGAACCUUACUGAUCAACUGUCUAAUUUUAUAGGCCCUUGGAUGAAAGCUGGUGAAUCCAAAAAUUAGAAUUACCCCAAUCUUUUUAUUUCACAGAAGAAGGAAUUGAGGUUCAGACAUGUGAUUUACCCAUUUCUAUGUCUGACACUUUCUAGAUUAAGAAGUCAUUCAUCAUUGCUGAGACUCAGUUUCCUCAUAAAAAAUGGCGAAUAAGAAUAGUAAUCCCUGUGGUACCAGCUCUCGGUAUUGUUCUGAGAUUCAAAUAAGAUCCUAUCAAUAAAUGGUUUUGUAAACCUUAAAGUGUCAACUAUACUUAAUGUCCUACUCAUUUGUGACAGAGUUGAAACAAAUCCAAAUUCAAGCCAAAUAUUGUUUCCAGUGUCCUGGAGAUAACUUAAUCUCAGUUCUAGUCAAUGGUAUGCUGGUAAAUGUUUAACAACUGGAUGGCUGGAAAAAAAUGUAGGAAAUAGAUUUAAUCUUCAUUAUUAAUAU
Sarcophilus harrisii (Tasmanian devil) is the source of this 2451-nucleotide messenger RNA. RefSeq names its product neuralized E3 ubiquitin protein ligase 3 (gene NEURL3). The transcript is spliced from 4 exons. The record is from RefSeq and is a predicted model, not a curated record. The coding region runs from base 115 to 963 and encodes 282 amino acids. Lineage: Eukaryota; Metazoa; Chordata; Mammalia; Dasyuromorphia; Dasyuridae.